Molecule: messenger RNA, 3177 nt
Organism: Alternaria alternata
Lineage: Eukaryota; Fungi; Ascomycota; Dothideomycetes; Pleosporales; Pleosporaceae
Exons: 6
Coding region: 1-3177 (1058 amino acids)
Biological process (GO): amine metabolic process
Molecular function (GO): quinone binding; primary methylamine oxidase activity; copper ion binding
Source: RefSeq, a predicted model, not a curated record
AUGGCCCUCGAUCGACUGAAGCAAGCAGCGUCACACAUAACGGGAAUUGGAGAGCCUCCACACCCGUUCGAUCCUUUGAGUGAAUCCGAGAUUGAGCGCGCAGUCGCUAUCAUCAGAAAAGAGCACAACGAUGUGUUCUUCAACGCCAUCACGUUGUUGGAACCGCGUAAGGCAGAGAUGAUGAAAUGGCUAAAAGAUCCCGAGCACACACCACGACCACAUCGAGUUGCCGAUGUAGUUUGCAUUGGCCGCGGAAGCAAGGUGUACGAUGGACAUGCAGAUUUGACUGAAGGCAAGAUUGUCACAUGGGCAUUGACUGAUGACGUGCAACCACUUAUUACUAUGGAGGAUUUGCAAAUAGUAGAGACGAUUGUGCGGAAAGAUCCGAAGGUUAUCGAACAAUGUGGCAUAAUCGGUAUCCCACCGGAGGACAUGCACAAGGUCUACUGCGACCCGUGGACUAUUGGCUACGAUGAACGCUUCGGCACCAAAGUCCGUCUUCAGCAAGCCCUCAUGUACUACCGUCCACACGUUGAUGACUGCCAAUACACGUACCCGUUGGAUUUCUGCCCUAUCUAUAACUCCGACACCCAAGAGAUCAUCCACAUUGAUGUUCCACCAGUCCGAAGACCUCUCAACCAGGCUCCACCGAACAACUAUCAUGCAGCUGCUAUCGAAGCUGAAGGUGGGUUUAAGACCGAUUUGAAACCCAUCAACAUCACACAGCCGGAAGGCGUCUCAUUCAAACUUGAUGGGCGAUAUAUUAGUUGGGCGAACUGGAAGCUGCAUAUUGGCUUCAACUACCGCGAAGGCCUAGUCCUGUCCAACAUCACGUUCAACGAUAAAGGCACUGUUCGCGAUACCUUCUGGCGCCUCUCACUUGCGGAGAUGGUGGUGCCGUACGGUAAUCCAGACCAUCCACACCAGCGCAAACACGCCUUUGACCUUGGAGAAUAUGGUGGCGGAUACAUGACCAACUCGUUAAGCCUGGGCUGUGAUUGCAAGGGCGCAAUCCACUACAUGGACGCAGCAUUUGUCAAUCGCGCCGGCCAGGCAACGACCAUUAAGAACGCUAUUUGCAUUCACGAAGAAGAUGCCGGUAUUCUGUUCAAGCACACAGAUUUCCGCGAUGAUAGCGUUACUGUCACUCGUGCUCGCAAACUCAUCAUCUCACAGAUCUUCACUGCUGCGAAUUACGAGUACUGCGUAUACUGGAUCUUCCAUCUAGAUGGAACCAUUCAACUGGAGAUUAAGCUUACCGGAAUUCUGAAUACAUAUGCGAUGCUACCGGGCGAAGAUUUGAAAGGCUGGGGAACGGAGGUCUACCCUGGCGUGAAUGCGCAUAACCACCAGCACUUGUUCUGCAUGCGCAUAGAUCCAAACGUGGACGGCCCAGAGAACACUGUGUUUAUGGUGGACGCAGUACGUGGCGAAGGCGAAGUCGGCAGUGCGGAGAACAAGUACGGCAACGCCUUCUACGCGAAGAAGACAAAGCUCAGCACCCCUGAGCAAGCGGCGACUGACUACAAUGGCGCCACGAGCAGAACAUGGGAAAUGGCCAACACCAACAAGCUGAACCCGUAUAGUAAGAAGCCGGCUUCUUAUAAGCUGGUGAGCAGGGAAGUGCCUGAUCUGCUACCCAAGCCCGGAAGUUUGGUGUGGAAGAGAGCGGGUUUUGCGAGACAUGCAGUGCAUGUCACCAAAUACGAUGACACGCAGCUCCACCCAGCAGGCCGUCACGUCCCGCAGACCUCUGGCGAACCGUCUCAAGGCAUCCCCGCCUGGAUCGAGGCUAACCCCCACGAGAACCUUGACAAUACUGAUGUCGUCUUGUGGCACACAUUCGGAAUUACACAUUUCCCAUCGCCGGAAGACUUCCCCAUCAUGCCUGCUGAGCCGAUGACGCUGUUGCUGAGACCUCGCAAUUUCUUCACACGCAACCCUUGUAUGGAUGUUCCCCCUAGCUAUUGCAGCGUUCCGAGCGGCGUCAAGCAGGGCAGCACAUUGGUAGAUAAACUUUCUCGCCUGGCGUUUGGAGAGGAGAAGAAGCCUGAAAGCACUGCUGCUUCGACCUGUUGCUCGGAUCAGAAGUUUGGGGCAGUCAAGUCUGAGGAUGUUCUUGCCGGUUUCGACUGCCUACCAUCCGAGCCCGCAAUGCCCCGCGCAUUUCCACCCGUAGAGCAAAAUGAUAAAACGAAACGAGCAAACGCGCCUAGGAGCCCUUUAUCAGCAUCUCUUGUUGAGAGUAUAGCCGGAUUCAGCGCCGGUGUCGUCUCUUGCCUCGCCGCGCAUCCACUCGACUUGUUGAAGAACCGACUGCAGCUCAAUACACAAAGCCGAUCGCGACCUGGUGACUCGUAUCGAAUACUUCGAAACGUCAUCAAGGACGAAGGGGGCGUACGCGCAUUGUACAGAGGGCUAUGGCCAAACUUGUUGGGCAACAGUCUAGGCUGGGGCUUGUACUUCCUCUUCUAUGGCAAUCUGAAAGAACUAUUCCAAAGUAGAAGGCAAAAAGGAGAGCAUCUUGGGAGUGCUGAGUUCUUUUCCGCGAGCAUCAUUGCUGGUAUGUUGAGGAACGGUACUCUGAUGUGCCUUACUGACCGUUUGCUAGGCCUUCUCACUGGAGCUUGCACAAACCCUAUAUGGGUAGUGAAAACCCGUAUGCUUGAGCGCGGCGCGAAUCAUCCCUCUGCAUACAAGUCGAUGACCUUUGGUCUCCGUCACGUAUACGAAACUCGAGGAUUGACGGGGCUAUGGGCAGGCUUUUUGCCUUCGUCUCUGGGUGUACUACAUGGUGCAGUACAAUUUAGCAUUUAUGAGAAUAUGAAGAAGAGACGGGGAACACAUAUUGGCGGGCAAGAUAAGCUAAGCAAUUGGGAGUACGUCUACAUGAGCGGCGGAAGCAAACUACUAGCUGGAGCGAUCACGUAUCCGUAUCAGCCAAUAAGAGCGAGGUUGCAACAGUACAAUGCCGCUCAGCAGUACAACGGACUGCUGGAUGUGCUUAGAAAGACUUACCAGAACGAAGGAUUCCUGGCGUUCUACAAAGGUGUUAUUCCCAAUACGCUGCGAGUUAUUCCAACCACUGUCGUCACGUUCCUGGUUUACGAAAACACCAAAUUAUAUUUGCCAAAGGUCUUUGACGACGACGAGCAGCAAAGCCACGACGAAGACUAG